Monosiga brevicollis MX1 is the source of this 774-nucleotide messenger RNA. RefSeq lists its product as uncharacterized. The record is from RefSeq and is a predicted model, not a curated record. The coding region runs from base 1 to 771 and encodes 256 amino acids. The transcript has 2 exons. Lineage: Eukaryota; Choanoflagellata; Craspedida; Salpingoecidae.
AUGGCAGCGGCGGGAAUGUUGGGGCGGCGCGGGCUGGGAGCGUGUGUGAGUGGGGGCUGGGGGCGGCAUCAGUGGCGGGGAUUGGCCUAUGAGCAGGGACAGUUGAAUCCGAGCAGUCGGCGGCGAGAGUACUUUUAUUACGUCGAUCACAACGGGUUUCUGUUUCUGGACGACGCCAAAAUGAAAAACUUUACGAGCUGCUUUAAAGAUCGCGAGUUUCUCGACUUUUUCUUCAAAAGGCUCCAGGUGAACGAGACUGGCCACCACGAGCACGAGUUUCCGUUUUUAUCACCCUGUGGCCGCGAGUACAACUACGUGCGCUGUGACGACACCCCACUCGUGUUUACCCGUCUUUUGCCAGCACGACACCCCGUCAAGCAGGUCUUUGAUCUCGAUGCCGCGCUGGACGCCACUGCCACACCCGAACCCUACGUGCUUAUCUACGGCGGUCAGCUGGCCGUGGACUUCGAGCCUGAGCUCUUGACCAUGACCGACACGGGGCGUCUCUACUACCCCACACCCAAAGAGCUGCCCCUGGCCCACGUCACACCCAACACGCUCGUGGCGAGCCCGAUUGCUGUCUCGCUUGGUCGCUACAUGCGAUUUGGUGCCGAACGCACCAUUCUGCACUGGCAGGGUGAGGCCGUCGACAUUGACGUUCGCCUCGACGAGGACGACGAGACGACGAUCGGCAAUGAGGCCAACGCGAGGAACGACUCCAACAGUGGGGACCCAGCAGCCCCCGAAACCCAGCAGAAAAACCCCACGUAAACC